AUGAACAUAUUUUGCUUAAUUUGUUGCGAGCCUCAUUUGAAGUCUGAGGAUAUUGUGUCGACACCAUGUGGACACGUUUUUCAUCGAAAUUGUAUAAAACAUUGGUUCAGAAUUCGCAAGAGUUGUCCAAAAUGUCGCGCUGCAAUAAAUACUCAAAAUUUCAUUCAACUGUUCUUUGAUAUUGAUGAAAAUAAAGGAGAAUUUCAGAAAGAUAUUGAGCAGCACAAAAAAGUGAUUGCUGAUUUGAAAACGGAGUUAAGAGAGAAUAUUGAGAUAAAUAAGAGUUAUAUGGAUCACAUGCUAUGUAAUGAAGAGCAAAUAAAGUCAAUGAGGGUGGUGAUCACUGAUUUGAAAACGGAAUUAACCAAUUACAUUGAGAUGAAUAAAAUGCAUAUGAUGUACAUGAAAAGCUCUGAAAGACGAGUAAAUUCAUUAAAGGAGGAAAACUCUAAUCAACGUGAACAGAUAAUGGAUUUGAAAGAAAAACUGAGAAUUUUGCAGGAAAGUAAUAAAAAACUUAAACAAAAAAAGCAAAACGCUUUCAGAAUAAUUGGCAAUUUGGAAGGUAAAAUGAAAGGACAGCAGGGAAAAAUUACAAAAUGUGAACUUAAGAUCGAAAAAAACAAAUUGAAUGACAAUGCAAAUAAUUGUCAAAACGAGACAGAAAUAUCAACGAUCGCGAAAGUGGAACAUAAUUCGCAGCAAAAGAUUGCAAAUUUUAGUCAAGGAUUAAAAACAGGCGUUGAGAAUAACAACAGACUUAAGCAUCAAGGCCAAACAAAACCUGUAACAAUCGCUACAUCAACGAUUUCUAGUACGAGUUCGGUACACGUAUCCAACGUCUCUCAAGGAUCAAUCCCACAGAGAGAGAAAAAGAAGAAUACAUGUUAG
This is a messenger RNA of Clunio marinus, 891 nucleotides long. The record is from the annotation of a GenBank genome assembly. Lineage: Eukaryota; Metazoa; Arthropoda; Insecta; Diptera; Chironomidae.